CAGAAACGAAGUAAAAAUAUGCAGCAAACCAGUGCGGCGAUUCUUUUUGCUUCUAUUUUCGCGUUCCAGCUUGUUGCGUCCAGUGGGAAAUGAUUGAGUGAGAAAGAAUGUACCGGAUCAAAGUGCACCUGGCGCCGGACGCGUCCGACUUCCGGACGACAAUCGUGCAGGGCGGCGGCAAACCUGAGUUGGUGCAGCGCCGUGUGUCCGGCGUGCCCUGCCAGCCGGCGCCGCCCUCGGUCAGCGUGCUGCACUACGCGGCGCCGCCCAAGUGUCGGCGCCCGCUCUCGUUGCCCCCGAGCAACAUCAACGUCCUCCACGACGCCACCAACAUCAACAACAACGGCCAGUUCAAGAAGCCGGCGGUGCCGCCGCCGGUGCUGCCCAAGCCCUUCAGGUCGUCCACCCUCGCCUGCAGACUCGGAAACAGGAACACCAGGAACAACCUCACUAAGGAAUUGGACCUUGAGCAGAAAAUCGAGUUGGAAAUCAAGAUGCGCGAGGGGUCGGCCAAACUGCUGGCGGCCAGCAAGCAGCAGGCGCAGAGUUUGGAGGCGGCCAGGUCGCUGCUCACCAGCAACGAACGCAUGAGCGCCUACAUGGCCGAACUGCAGCGCAGAAAGAGGGACCCCCAGCUCAGAAAUUUGCAGAGCCGGGCGCGCGUGUCCCUGUCGGAGCUGCGGAUGCCGCUGAUGUGGCGCGGCGUGGACCACUUCAAGAACAAGGGCGACUACCGCCGCUUUGCAGUCUUCUGCCUUGCCAGGGUGGGCACCGAGAUCUUUGACACGGCCCUCGUCAGCCCUGUCGACAGGUCAAUGACCGACAUCACCUUCUCCGACUCACUUGUCUUCAACAACGUUCCGGCCGACUUCACUUUUCGGCUCGAGGUUUACAGCCACCUGCUGGCUGAGGACCUGAGCAUGGCGUCGACGCCCCGCAAACUGCAGCGCACCCUCCACUCGUCCAUCAGCAGGACAGUGGGCAAGAAACUCGCAGCCUCACUCAAGGAUGAGCUACAUGGAAAAUUGGGUCCCCAAUUUCACCUUGUUGCUUCAGCCAAGCUGAAUCUUGCUGACAUAGAUGACGGUGUUAGGACACAUGACCUUGAGAUUGAAACGCUAGACAAUAGGAUGCAAGAGUUGCCUCUAUUUGGGCACUUUUGCUGCCGCCUGGCCGCUCAACCUGACUGCAUGACCAAAGAGCUGAUCUGCGGAGAGGCCACUCUCAGACAGGGCAGCAAGGCCGCCUUCUGCCCGGUCUUCCUCUCCCUCAAGGCCUUUCGACUCUCUGUCUGGCCCUCGAGAGAGCUGAGGACAGAAAACGAGCCUACAGCUUCCCUCUGUGUUGACAAGGAGGCAAGCAUACAGGUGGGAGACAACAGGCAGGUGCACAUAGUGAGAUUAGAAGAGGGCAGGGAGGUCACGUGGACCAUCCAGGCCAAGACGGCUGAAGAGCAGCAGCAGUGGCUCGGACACCUCAUGAGAAGUGCUCAAGACCAUGCCAGAUGGAGAAAAGCAUCAGAAAGACUGAUGGACAUUCCAAGUCCAGGUUCGUCCCGCCAGUCCUUCAUGUCCACCUGCAGCCGCCAGGGCUCUCUUUAUGACCAAACUCCCCUCAUUGAAAACGUGUGCUCCGAGUCUCAGCAGGGUGUGCAGAACGGCAGCAACCGACGGACAGUGCAAGAGAUCUUCGGCCUCACCCCCGCCACCAGUCUGAGUUCGUGCGCCUCCUCGAGCGCCUCCUCCUCCCCUCCCACCUCCUUCAGGGACCGCACCUCCAGCGGCUCCGGCUCUGGCUUCCGAGCCACCCUCAGAGGUCACUGGCCCUUCAAGAGCAGCAACUGACACAGCUCAACUAUCAUUGUCUCAAAUUCCAGCAAGAUAUUUUUUACAGUCCAAAGAGUGAAUGUGUUUAUUUUUCUCUCUCGAGAGUGAUUUUCAUUUUUCGAAGUCAAACCACGAGACAAUAAAUUAUUUUCUCAAACCAUUCCAUUCAGAGGUGAAUAAAACAGAUAAAUGCUAAUUAUGUAAAAAUGUAUAUUGUUUUGAAUGAAAUAAAAGUGUAAGAAAAAACAGAAUGACAAU
This is a messenger RNA of Neocloeon triangulifer, 2084 nucleotides long. Its product is annotated as rhotekin-like. Gene Ontology annotation, biological process: mitotic cytokinesis; septin ring organization; actomyosin contractile ring assembly. Bases 108 to 1844 code for a protein of 578 amino acids. The transcript is spliced from 11 exons. Gene Ontology annotation, cellular component: actomyosin contractile ring. NCBI's taxonomy places the organism in Eukaryota, Metazoa, Arthropoda, Insecta, Ephemeroptera, Baetidae. The record is from RefSeq and is a predicted model, not a curated record.